Messenger RNA from Hypoxylon trugodes, 3406 nucleotides. RefSeq lists its product as uncharacterized. Bases 517 to 3030 code for a protein of 837 amino acids. The transcript has 3 exons. NCBI's taxonomy places the organism in Eukaryota, Fungi, Ascomycota, Sordariomycetes, Xylariales, Hypoxylaceae. The record is from RefSeq and is a predicted model, not a curated record.
GAAGUUUACUACAGUGCCUAUGCCAGUUGAUUAAACUAAAUCCUUGAAUCCAUGUAGUACACGAAUAUCCAUAUCACCUAAUAAAGUCUCUUUCAUUCAGCCUUAAAGUUACCAAGGUACCCUGGCACCUCUCUACUUCCGACUCUUGCUUUUCGUUUUUAUGUUGCUCAAAACCUCUUCUUCUCUCUCUUCCAACCCUUUUUUAGUCCUCCACCACGUUCAUUGUUCCUAUCGCCUUUACUCUUUUUCUUUCCCUUCUCUUUGCUAUCCCAUGCCAUUGCUCACCUAAAUUUGACUAUAUUUUCUUAUAAUUCGUAAUCUAUUUUUCAUUUCUAGUUUUAUCAUUUUACCAUCUAUUACAUGUAACUACAGACAUAUUCUAUUUAUCCGACCAAUGAAACCCCGCGUUCACGUAAAACAAGUACAGAAACAAGAGAAGUAAGGGAUAACUAUUUACAAAGAGAUUCUAUGGGCCCGGAAUUUAUUAUAUCGCAUAUGGAUACUUGAAUUCUCAAGAUGGGCUGGUUGAGUUUUUUGUCAAAGAAGUCCCCCGUCAAUGAUCUGGGUGAUGAUCUCAAAGCACAAGCGUACGACGAGACGAUAGCCGCCAGUCCUCCCAUUUGUGGCACCUAUCCGGUAGCCGGCAAUGGACCCAGCAUAUUGGAGAAGUUCCAAAAAUCUCAUCCACAUUUGAGAGAAACUCAUCUCAACCAUCUGAAUGAUGUUUCCGCACCGCCUCCUGUGGUCCCCCGACUGGCCGAUCGUCCAAGUACAGCGCCUACCAACCAAGGAUCGGCUCGACCUAAAUCCCAAUCAAGUACCAUAACAAAACCACGACUGCGAGAACCUCCCAAAAAGCGACAUGGUCCUUACAAACUGCCUUCGAAGAUAUCAGAUGAACGCAACGACGAUAUCUUGAAUAAUAAUCUGAUUUAUACUGCACCUUCUCCAAAAUUUAAUCGCGACCGUAACUCUUCGAUAUUUAGUGGCGAUUCCGGCUCAACGAGGAGGUUUGUCGACCUCUUAGAUGCUCAAUCGUCAAUCAAGCCAGCCAACUUCUAUGGUCGUGUCAGAGCCACUGGCACCAAAGACUAUGAUGAAGAUGUCGCGGAUCGUAAUAUUCGCGAGAACGGGUUUGCUUUCGGCUCUGUGCAAGCCCAAGAAUCUCAUGCCGAGGUUCCCACUAUUGACCUUCGAGACGCCGACGAAGUCGUCGAUGGACCGCGAUCGUCAAGGAAAAGGCAUACUAUGAUAUCUGCGUCGCAGAGUAAGCCGGCCUCUUUUAAAAAUGAUGAAGCAUUCCCUAGGAUGGUGCCACUGCAAUUACCUCGCGACACUGUGAAACCAACGCAGAGAGCUCCCCGUCGGAAAUCGUUGCAUUCAUUUGUUCCCCCUUCCUCCUCGGACAUACCAAAUGUUCCUAUAAGGAAGGACAAUAAAGGUGUAAAUUCUGACUACCUCCCUAACUCUCCCCGAAAAGGGACGCAUUCUAUGGCUAGGGGAGAUCACGAAUACAGUUUAUCUACGGAAACUAAGCCAGUUCAAUCGCCGAGGAAAACCCACCCAACCUCGGGGUAUGAGCAGGAAAUAGACAGCGACAGUUCGUACCAUACACACGCCGAUCCUAAUUAUGUCCCUUCGAAGCGAGAGCCUCAGUAUCAAUCGCCAAAGGAUCCCUCUCGGCGCAGGACCCUCUCAAAUAUUUCUCCAACUAGCACCAACCAGCCAUUAAAGAGAGGGAGCAUACAAACUCUUCCAUCUUCCAGUCGCAGGGAGCCGGUUUCUGAAAUUGGUCUACCUAGCGCAGAAGAGAGCUUACGAGGGGAAAAUGAUCGCAAUUCUAUGAGGCGCCACCAUGGGACGGUCCCCGGUAUUCGCGAUGCAUUCUACGAAUUGCCACCGCUACAACCCAUAGAAACUUACAAGCUGAAGUCGAAUCGGAGUCGUCCUAAUAGUAAAGACGAAUUAAUGCAUCGUGAUCAUAAUCGAAGCAUUGCUUCCAUGUCCGCGAAGAGUAGCAAGCGCUCUGGGAUUACAGACACUGUUCCAGAAAGGGGUAGUAGCAUUCGCCGCUGGUCAUUGACCUCCGAGACGGCGGGUUCAACAAUGAGCUCGAAUCCCUUUAGGCCGCAAUCCGGACAUACUACAAACACUUCAGUGGACCUUGCACCUCAUGUACUACUGUCAAAAACUAUGGAUUCAGGCCAGGCGCCUUUAUCGCCUGGGGACGAACGCAUGGAAACGGAAAGUCAGUCGGAACUUGAAAUUGACGAGUCACCGUACCAAGAAGUCGACCCCGAUACAUUAGCAGGAUCUCUUGCUAAUUCCGGUCGGCGAAGGCGUUCCACAGAUUUGACUUUGGAGGAAGACGCGUUGUCGGUUGAUUCCUUUGAAGCCCCUCAACGUCCCGAGUGCGAAUUCGAGAAGGAUCUGCUUUUCCAUGGUUACGGAUUUGAGGGUUCGCAACUACCAGGACUUCCUGGACUAUUCGAUGCAGCAUUACCGAAAACAGAGUCUUCUCCAUCCGAGCGAACAAAGACGCUCUCUGCAUUUAGAGGCUCUUAUAACUUAGCUAGCUUCAGCACUCCUAGCCUUGAGGAGCUACCUCACACCAGAGAAUACCAGUACUCGAGCCGGUCCCUGCCGUAUACAUCUCUGCCAAGAUCAUCUCGUUUUCGAAAGCCAAUCUUGAACUAUACCGAUUCAGAGGAUGACGAUACCUCAGAGUUAGAAUACGACUCCGAAGAGGAUCUAAAUUUCGACAUUCCUUUGAAACGCUCGGGUGCAUCUCAGCACGAUUCUUAUAGCGGUAGACGGCGGUAUGAAGACGUCGCCGAGCCUAUUAGAGAAGGUGGCUCGGAGUAUCCUGAUGCCGGUAGGGUUGCCGUGCUUCGUAGGGAAGCCAAGGCAAAGCAGCGUGCGAGUGGCGUACUACCGCGCAAGGCAAAAGGUAAAGGAAGGGCGGCUGACAUCCGUUACCCAAGAAUUGGGUUGGAUGACCCAUUCAGUUAUGCGGAUGUGGAGUCAUGAUAUGAUGAGAAAUCAUUGAAAACACCGAUGAAGUAGCACAGCAGCUUGUGUCGCACACCCACAUGUUAAGAGGUUUUCACAGCACCUCUAUCCCCCUAUUACCCUGCGAAAGCAUCUCUCCUCAGAGUACGCGUAUGAUUUUAAUGAUUUUUGUUAUGGUUUGACACGUUUGGCGUAUGGAACUAGGUUCACUCCAGGCCCGGCGAGGCUCGAGUGCGUUUUAUACCCCGACGCUGUGGACAGGAUUAUUAGGUAGUGAGGCAUGAUGGGGUCAUGCCUUGAUUAUGAAGGGUGGCGGUAAUCUGAUUACAAUUUCGGUCAUCUACUUACGGAUAAGUCAUUUACUAUAUUAAUCUACAUUCACACUACUUCCCAU